CGUAUUGCCCUUUGACCCCAUGCGACCAAACACGAAACUAACAAACAUGGAGGUGGAUUUCGGCGACAGUGAGCUGUUCGAGCAGUUUGAAGCAGACGCCCCUCUCGCAAAACACACCAGGUUUACUGACGCUGAAGAAGCUCCGGCUCUCCGGGAGAAGAUAGAGGAGUGUGAGGAGACUAUAACCCGCCUGAAGACGGAGAAUGAAGAACUGAAGAGAAAGUUAAAAUUUUUUAGUCGUCCUACAGGUAUCGGCGUAUUCAAUUCAAAAGUCGAUGGUCCGCUCUGCCAGAUUCUCUUUGGAAACAACAGCAUCUCAAAACAGUGCCGGCAAGACAUUGAAGACUACAUCUUCCGUCUGAUUCAGCAACACCAGUGCCAGCAGAAUAAUGGCCAAGAAGCGUCUGCGUCACACCCUCAACCACAGAACUCGAGUUUUGUCAUGGAGGAAAACCAGGGAAAAAAUGCCGCUUCAACUGGAAAACACAUCCGAGAUGCUUUUUGUGUGGUGGGGAGUGUGUUGUACUUCACCACCUUCUGUCUGGAUAAACUCGGUCAGCCCCUUCUCAAUGAAAAUCCCCAGCAGACAGAAGGAUGGGACAUUCCCAAGUAUCAGCAAGUGUUUGCCCAAGUCAUUGCUUUGGAGGGGCAGGAAGUGCAGAUCAAGGAGAAGAGGCCUAAACCAUGCUGCUUUAACUGCGGUGCCGACGACCACCAACUAAGAGAUUGUCCAAAGCCCAAAGACAUGGCACGAAUCAACGCGAAGCGAAAAGAGUUUGCGCAAGUCAACCAGAGCAACAUUCAGAGUAACCAGCGGUACCAUGCAGAGGAGGUGGAGGAGCGCUUCUCUAAGUACAAGCCAGGAGUUGUGAGUAAGGAGCUCUUGGAUGCCCUCGGCAUUGCUGCUAACACACUUCCGCCAUUUAUUUAUCGCAUGAGAGAGCUGGGCUACCCGCCUGGCUGGUUAAAGGAAGCUGAGAUGGAAAACUCAGGCCUGAUGCUCUACGACGGUAAAGCAUCAGGAGAGGAAGACUCAAACGGUCCUAACCAAAAUAUAUCCUAUGAUGUCUCAAAGCUAGUGGAUUUCCCUGGUUUUAAUGUGUCUGCGCCCUCCAAUGUUAGAGAUGAUUACCGCUCAUUUGGAUCCAUCCCAAUGCAGCCUCAACACUGGAAGCCAACCUUUGCUGCUCAGUUGUCAAAUAUGUAUCCGGCGCCCGAUUCCAGAUGUAUGAAAAGGUGCCAUGAGCCUGAAUUAACGCCACAGCAAACCAAGAAGCGGCGGUCGAAUUCAGACGCCUGCGGAAGCUCGGAUAUGGACACAGACUCGGACUAUGACACUCCUAGACGAGACGGAUUUGACGAUUUCCAGUUUCAGCCUCCACUUCCUCCUGGCUCUCCACUUAUUAGCACACCUCCACCCUUACCCCUGGGAACACCUCCAGUCACACCCACCCCACCACCUCUCCCUAAAGGCACGCCCCCUCCAACACCGCCCACAAACGCAGGUUCUCCAGUUCUGUCAGGUCGAAGCGGAGCUGGCGGGGAGGAGUCCGAGGACGGGCUGACGUUAGAGGAGCUGGAGGAGCAGCAGAGGCUACUGUGGGCGGCGCUUGAGAGCGCUGAUAAUGGCAACAGUGACUCAGAGACUGGGGCGACCAGCACGCCUGGCAUGGGCUCGCCCCGAGUGUCUCCAUUAGCAGAGCCUGAUGCUGAGUUAGAGGAGGGAGUGCAAGAAUCCGAGUCGAAGGCAGAAGAGAUCUCUGACCACGACCGUGAGCUUUCAAGCACACCUGCUUCACUUGUCGAAGUACCAGUAAGCAGCGCUGACGAAGACAAAAGCAGCAAUGGUCAAGUCAAUGACGCUUUUAAUGAAGACACAGGUGCAGAGUCUUAUGAUGAGCUAAUUGUUCUGGAUGAGGUUACUCAGGGUAACGAUUCUGACCCCGAAAAGAACAGGACAAGUGAAGUUCCUGAAGAAAAGAGCGCGGCCGAGUCAGAUGCACAAGCAGUUGAAGAUGAGGAACCAGUUGUAAAGAAAAUAACAGGCGUUCCACACCGUAGCAAGUUCGCGGAAGGUAUAAUUCCUUUUGAAGACACGCCGGAGUUCAGGGAGGUCGCUGAGGCAACAGGGGUUUACCUUAGGAUUCGAGACUUGCUCAAAGAAUCCCCUCGAAAUCAGGCGAAAAACAAGAAGCUAACUUCUUGAGUUGUAGAAUGUCUAUGUGUUAAUAGGGAAUAAUUUCUGUGAACUGAACUCCUCUUUUCUUUGUUAUGGGAUGAUCCCAUGGGGUAGUUUUGAACUACAUCUCUCCAGUUUGAUAUGAGAAUCUUUCCCAUCCUUUUUUUGCAAUUUUUAUACAAAAUACCAAACAUUUUUUUUCCCCCUUCACUGAAGUUGAUGUCAAAAAACAAAGAUCCGUUUAAUUUGCUCGUGUUUUUAUAAUUCCACAGAUGGCAACUUUUGUAAACAAUAGUUUAGACUAGUGUUUUAUGUAUGUACAGUUUUAUAAACAGUUUCUCCUUUUUGUCCUCUUAGACCCAUGUUUCCAACAUUCUGGUGGUACUUCACUUGUAAUGGUGUCUUGACAUCCAGUUCUUUUUUUUUUUUUUUUUUUUAGUUUCUUUCAAAUUGGCCAUUUUUGCUGAUAUACAUUUACAAUUUAUUAUUUUUAACACUAAAUUAUUUUUAAGUCUACAUUUUUACGGGGUCCAUCCUGAACUGGUUUUAUUCGUAAAUGUUUGAUGGCCAAGGUCCACCUGUUCAAGGGAUCAUAAAAAUAAAAUGCUCUCUUUGGACUUUUACGAUUA
Molecule: messenger RNA, 2808 nt
Organism: Pangasianodon hypophthalmus (striped catfish)
Lineage: Eukaryota; Metazoa; Chordata; Actinopteri; Siluriformes; Pangasiidae
Gene: zcchc8
Product: zinc finger, CCHC domain containing 8
Exons: 14
Coding region: 20-2206 (728 amino acids)
Cellular component (GO): catalytic step 2 spliceosome
Molecular function (GO): RNA binding; zinc ion binding
Source: RefSeq, a predicted model, not a curated record